AAGUAUGAAAAGGUUCAACGGACAUAAUUCGGCGAAAAACUGAAAAUCGAUGUAGAUUUUGCUCUUUUUCAAGAUUAAGACAGUUAUAAUAUCUACUGACGAUCAACUACACCCUCAUAUCAGAAACUACCAUGAGAAAAUCCACUCUAGUUUUAAUAAGAGCGUCGAAAAAAAUUGCAGCAGUGCGCACCUCUUAACUUUCCUACUUCUUGGAAACUCGGGAAAACCUGCAAGACAGUGGCGGAUUGCGCAUGCGGAAUAGAACUUUUGAACGCGUCCAUUUUGGGGGGCCACGUGAUGCAGGCGACCAAUCAGCCCUCUGCGGAUCUUGGCGGCGACCAAUAGGAGUGGCGUAUUCCUAAUAGGUUUAAGGGCGCCAGGAUUGGAUUCGCCUGGGUCGGCGGCGUUGGUUUGGCUCUUGCAAUGGCUGCUGUCAGUGAACGAAUUGAAUAUAUGGAAAAAGUGAGAAGGGAAGUGCUCAAACUGCUGACAGAAGGCAAGACAGCGGACAUACUGAAGCAGAAUCUGUCCCAACAGGAUCAAAUGAUUGACAAACUCUUGAAUACCCAGAAGACCGCAAAACAGCUGAUCAAAGAGCUCAUGAUUACUGAGGAGAAAGUGGCACAGAGACUUUCUGACAGGGAAGAGGAGUUGAAGGCGAGUAUGCAAAAGCUCCAGAAAAUUGAACAAAAAUUGCUUCAGACAAAUAAAAAGGAUGAAAAAUUGAGGAUCAGUACUAAUGAAUUAAGAAAAGAGCUGGAGACUUUGAGAGAAGAAAGCAAGCAGCAGCAGCAGAACGCAACAGAAGAAGCUGAGAGAUCUAUGUCAGCUACGUAUCUUGUACAUCUGUAUUAUCAGAUCUGCCAGAUUGACUGGGACUAUUCUUGUGAACCACCCCUGAUCAAAGGAACCCAUUAUGGACCAGAUAUUGCUCAAUCUAUCAACCUUGACAGUAGCCAACAUUCUCCUUGCUUUAUCAGUGAUUACCUCUGGAACCUGGUGAAUACAUCAUGGUGAAUAAAGAAGCUUUUGGCAAACAGUACAUAAUAUAGUAGAUAUUCCUAGGAGUAAAAUAUAUUUCAGUGGCUCAUUCUGUGUUAU
This is a messenger RNA of Notechis scutatus (mainland tiger snake), 1101 nucleotides long. It is a transcript of the gene SPC24, whose product is annotated as SPC24 component of NDC80 kinetochore complex. The record is from RefSeq and is a predicted model, not a curated record. Gene Ontology annotation, cellular component: Ndc80 complex. NCBI's taxonomy places the organism in Eukaryota, Metazoa, Chordata, Lepidosauria, Squamata, Elapidae. Gene Ontology annotation, molecular function: microtubule binding. Gene Ontology annotation, biological process: chromosome segregation.